Molecule: messenger RNA, 1206 nt
Organism: Cooperia oncophora
Lineage: Eukaryota; Metazoa; Nematoda; Chromadorea; Rhabditida; Trichostrongylidae
Source: the annotation of a GenBank genome assembly
AUGUUGAUUACACGAUUUGCACCGCCUAGUAGGCAGUUUUUUCGACAAUUCCUUAUUCCCACUUCAAGCUGUUCUUCUGCCAUUGUUCAAGAGCGUGGAAAUGCGUGGCGUGCUUGCCUCGGGAAAAUCUCUCGUUCUCAGUAUCUACGACACUAUCCGGUGACGCUUAUAAGACCAGAUGGGUCAACGCUAGAAAUUCGUUACCUGGAACCACGUGGAGUGGUGCAGCUUCCUGUAGAUCUCAACGCGUUGACCGAAGAAGAAAGGCGGCAUAGAUUGGCAGCAAGGAAGCCCAAAACUAAAAAGAUUGUUCAGGAAUCGAUAGAUGAUAACUUCGAUCCACACGAGUACAUGCGGUUUUGGAGUUCCUCUACUGCAUCUACACCAGAGCAGACCCUGAAGGCAGGACCGUCUACCGAAUCUGCAAAGUCAGAGCAAACUCCAAAGGAAGGAUCGUCUCCCGAUUCAUCAAAGCAGCAACCGACCACAAAAGCAAGAGCGUCUUCCGAAUCGACAAAUAACAAGACAGGACUCCAAAGAGCAGGAUCUAAAAAAGCCAGAGACAAAAAAGUGUUCCGUUUAACUUAUAUGGUUCCUGAAUAUACUGUUUUAUUACCAACAUACAAUGAGAGAGAAAAUCUGCCAAUUUGCAUCUGGUUACUGGAGAAAUAUUUGAAGGGAAUCAGUUAUGAGAGAAGGAAGCUUGGUCCUGGGGAUACGCAUAUAUUGCAUGCCAUAAAUACGCUAGAAGGAAAUUUUAUUAUUCUUAUGGAUGCCGAUCUAUCUCAUCAUCCCAAAUUCAUACCUGAAAUGAUCGAACUUCAGAAGAAAGAAAACCUAGAUAUCGUAACUGGUACGCGGUACGCUAUGUCUGGAGGGGUUUAUGGUUGGGAUAUUAAACGGAAAACUAUGAGCAAAGGAGCUAACUUCCUCGCCCAGUUCCUCCUCAAUCCUGGAGUUUCUGACUUGACGGGUUCGUUCAGACUAUAUAGAAAGGAAGUGCUCGCAUGUUUAAUAAGUGAAAGUGUCAGUAAAGGAUACGUGUUCCAGAUGGAAAUGAUGUUCCGUGCAAGUAAGAAAGGUUACAAAAUCGGUGAGGUCCCCAUAUCAUUUGUUGAUCGUUGUUUUGGUGAGUCUAAAUUAGGUAGCCAGGAGAUCAUCGGCUAUGUAAAGGGGCUUAUGUAUUUGUUUUUCUUCGUCAAUUAG